Molecule: messenger RNA, 3604 nt
Organism: Formica exsecta
Lineage: Eukaryota; Metazoa; Arthropoda; Insecta; Hymenoptera; Formicidae
Product: hepatocyte nuclear factor 6
Exons: 5
Coding region: 57-2033 (658 amino acids)
Biological process (GO): regulation of transcription by RNA polymerase II
Cellular component (GO): nucleus
Molecular function (GO): DNA-binding transcription factor activity, RNA polymerase II-specific; RNA polymerase II cis-regulatory region sequence-specific DNA binding
Source: RefSeq, a predicted model, not a curated record
GUAGUGGUGGUGGUAACGGUGGUGGUGGUGGUAACGGAGGAGGUAGCGUCGAGGGUAUGUCUUCGUCGGCCUCUCAAAGCCCCGACAUCGCGUGCGCGAGCCUACCGCUGGAACUGCUCGCGGCUGGCGCGCUCGGCGUCAAGGAGGAGCGAGACCUCGCCGCCGCGGAGGACCUGUCGUCGUCCCAGGAUCCGCCGAGCGUCGGCGGAGGUGGUGGCGGUGAUAGUGGCGGCGGCGGCGGCGGUGGCGGCGGUGGCGUUAGCAGUGCCAGCGGAAUCGGAAGCAACGACGGCGGCGGACGCGCCGUCGGUAGCGACAACGGCAACGGCAACGGCAACGGUAGUAACGGCGGCAGCAGCGGUGGCGGUGGAGGCGGCGGCGGCGGUAGUGGCAGUGGUGGUAGUAGUAGUAGUGGCGGCGGUGGCAGGCAGAGCGCGCGGGAGUCCCUGUCGGUGAUCGUGCCGCCUCAGGACGUGGACGUGGACUCGCGCGACGCCGACGACUCGGAGCUCCUCAGUCCGGGCAAGCUAACGCCUACGUCCGGGAUAAGCGUGUCGGUCGCGAGUAUGAUCGACGCGACGGACUUCAGGGCGAUGCAGCCGGAGCCGACGUAUCAGACACUUACCUCGGUGGCCGAAAGGAUGUCGCCGCCUGGCUUCAGUCCGGGCUCGUCGUACGCCACGUUGACGCCGCUGCAGCCGUUACCGCCGAUUUCUACGAUGAGCGACAAGUUCGUUUACGGCGGUCACGCGGCCGGCGGCGUCACCGGCAGUUUCGCCGUAAUGCAGAACAACGGCCUGGGUAACAUCGGCCUCGGUAUGGGCGGCUCGCCCUAUGCGUAUGACAAAUUACCCUCGAUGGGCAUGUCGCCGCCACACAAUUAUCCAUCGCCGGGCGCGGGUCUCCAACCGAGCCCCUUGUCGCCGCAGAGCGCGUACAGCCAGAGCGGCCUUAAUUCGCCGCACAAAUCCUCCGCGAGUCCCCAUUACGAUCCGGCGUUUUUACCACGGUUGCAGCAGAGUCCGGCGGCGCUCAGCCCGUCCUCGCCGCCGGCGGUUACCGCGACAGCGAGUUUCGCGCCAUCGCAUCAUUCACCGCCCGGCACGCAUUCGGUGCCGAGCGCGGCGUCGCCGCCCCCGACUAUGCAGACGCAGCUGCAGCAACAGCAGCAACAGCAACAGCAGCAACAGCAGCAGCAACAGCAGCAACAAUCGAUACCGCAGCAGCAGCAGCAGCAGCAGCAGCAGCAAACGAUAUCGCACACGCAACACGUGCAACAUACGUCAGUGGUGAUGAAGACGGUGUCUACGGCGAGUAACGGCGGCGCCGGAGAAGUCGAGGAGAUUAACACGAAGGAGCUCGCGCAGCGGAUCAGCGCCGAGCUCAAGAGGUACAGCAUACCGCAGGCCAUCUUCGCGCAGCGUGUGCUGUGUCGGAGCCAGGGCACCCUCAGCGAUUUGCUGCGCAACCCGAAACCCUGGUCCAAGCUCAAGAGCGGCCGCGAGACCUUCCGGCGGAUGUGGAAGUGGCUGCAGGAACCCGAGUUUCAGAGAAUGUCGGCCUUGCGGCUAGCAGCCCUGAGCAACUGCUCUGAGAGCGGAGGUGAGCCGGACGCUAUGCUGGACAUGCACCAUCCAGGAACCGGGAUCGACUCGCACCAUCCGCAGUUUCACAACUCCUAUGCUGCACAGAUUCCACAACGCGGAACAUGCAAGAGGAAAGACGAGAUGGCGAACCAGGCAGAACACCAACAGCCCGCCCCCAAGAAACCGCGGCUGGUUUUCACAGACCUUCAGCGCCGUACUCUACAGGCUAUUUUUAAAGAGACCAAGAGGCCGUCGAAGGAGAUGCAGGUGACAAUCGCGAGGCAAUUGGGCCUGGAACCGACGACGGUCGGCAACUUCUUCAUGAACGCCCGACGCCGCUCCAUGGACAAAUGGAAGGACGAGGAUCCGAAGACGGUGGCGGUCGAGGAGGAACAGUUGUCGCCCACGAUAGGCAUCGGACAGCGCCAACCGAGCGAUGUUUUGUGACACACAUCCGACCACGAGGAGUACCACGACGAGUCGCCAGACGAGGAUCUGCCCUUCUCGUAAGGGCGGUGUACUACCUCGUGGACAUAUCCUUGUCGACACAUUCGAUCGAAAAGAGCAGAUAUUUUUUAAGCGCUAUUUUAUGCCUAGAGGCCUUUGUAAGUAGUCUCCCUGUUCGACGAUCGGAAUAUUACCGAGAUCGAUUCGGAACAUAAUUAAUUUCUGAAUCAAUAUUAAAUUUCUUACUUUAUUUAUUUCAUAUUGAAUUUUUAUUUGUUCGCCAUCUACUUUGGCGCUGUUAUCGAGAACCUAUUAACUAUGUAUAAAGCAAAAUUGAAAUUUAUUUAAAAAUAUCGUUUCUGUCUAGAAAAAUUUUAUUUUAUGUAUAUUUUAAAAUUUUAAAAAAAUUUUUAUUAUUAACUAUUAUUUAUAUAUUUAUCGACGAUCGAAUUGUGUCGAACAAGAACGUCCUAGCCGCUGAAUGCGAUCGAUCAUCAGCAGCUCCCGCGAAUGUGAUCGCGAAACCGAUCCAAAUCAGAUCCGUUGCUAUGAUUCGGCGUUUUUUUGUUUUUGUUUUUUAGGCUGGUGCGUUUCCGAGUAUUUGCGAUUGAUAGAUUGUAUCAUAUUAAGGCUCUUAAGUCAAUGUUCAAAGUCGGGAAACGGGCGAGUCGAUUGUAUCGAAGAGCUAAGAAUGACGAUUACACAAAAACAAUGAAUCCCUCUAUUUAUAAUUUUUAAACAGAGUUAUUUUUAUUUAUUUCUCAACGUAACGUCACAGUAAAUAAGUUAGCUGUAUCUGAAUAAUUUCGUGAAUAAUUCUAAGCUAAGGACUCGCAUACGAGAUAAAGAUUCAUUCGUAUGUCGACUUUGAAUACCUCGCAAACUCUGUGCCAUAGUUUGCCAUAUUAGCAUAAGUUGAUCUGGACUUUUUGUGCCCGAUUUUUAACGUUCUAGUCUAUCGUAAUAUGUUUUAGGGAGAGAACAUUUGCCGUUUCAAUUCGCGGAAGCGGCUUCUCACUUCUAGUCAGAAAACUCUGAAGCUUCAAUUCUAAAUCUGUUUUCGGUGCUGAUAGCGCCGAGAAAAUCGUUUCGAGGAUGCUCACGUUUUCUUUUCGCGGUUAAAGUUGAAUUUAUUCGUUGCCCGAAAUACGAGAUAAGUUUAGUUUAGCGAAGUCUAUCUCUCGAGAUACUUGAUUGUUAUCUUAUUUCUUAAGAGUAGAAUAGUCGCUGCUUUAAAAGGAUCGAGAGAUCGCGAAGGCAAACAUGUAAUAUUUGCGCUUGUCGCGCGAAAUUCUAAGCGCUCUGACAAUCGAGUGAACAUUUAGAUAACGCUCGUUUUCUACUUUUUCUUAAUCCGCGAGAUCAGGGACGAGAGGUUGUAAAAUUUAUAGAGAUGCUCCGAUACUCAAUAAAGAUACUAAUUAAAGCAGCGACUUUAAGCGUCAUACUAAUUAAAAAAGAUCCUACUGUGUGUUGACUCUUUUAAUAUUUUCGUUCGAGGCCAUAUAUAUUUAUAACUUAUUUCGUUUUUUGUUUUAUUAAAUAAAUAAGUUGGUAGAUUUUCAUAUAUA